This is a messenger RNA of [Candida] anglica, 987 nucleotides long. The record is from the annotation of a GenBank genome assembly. Lineage: Eukaryota; Fungi; Ascomycota; Pichiomycetes; Serinales; Debaryomycetaceae.
AUGCACAUUGAUCAGUCCUUAUUUCAACCAAACGACUCCGAGUUAGGUACAAUGUCAAAGAAUCUUUUAACAAUUUCCCCCAAGGGGUUCCGCGCACUUCUUUCUGGUGCAUCCUCCACUUCAAGAGUUAUCCCUGUGGACGCAACAUGGUACAUGCCUAAUUCCCCACACAAUGCACGUAAACAGUUUAAAGAAGAACGUUUAGAAAAUGGAGUCUUUUUUGAUCUUGACUCAGUGGCAUUGCCAGACUCAAAAUAUCCACAUAUGUUACCCACAUUUGAACAUUUUAAGAAUUCUGUCUCACAAUUGGGGAUCAAAAAGGAUGAUAAAGUCGUUGUGUAUGAUAAGCAAGGAAUCUUUUCAAGUCCUCGUGUUGCCUGGAAUUUUUCAUUAUUUGGACACCAAAACGUUUACCUCUUGGAUAAUUACAAUACAUAUAAAAAAAGUGAAUAUCCAUUAGAUACUAAAUCAAUUGAUACUAAUAAUGGUGUCGAAAACGUUCAAUAUGAAACAAUCUCCAAUGAAAAGUUCGAUUCCAACUAUAAGUCCCAAGUAAUUGAAUACACAGAACUUUUAGAUUUAGUUAAAUCGGGAAAAUUGGAAGAAGAUUACGUAUUCUUCGAUGCUCGUUCUACUGACCGUUUCACGGGUGAACUGCCCGAACCCCGUCCAGGUUUACCAUCUGGACACGUUCCUUCUUCACUUUCCUUACCAUUUACUAAAGUUCUUAAUACAGAUAAAACUUUUAAAUCUAGAUCAGAAUUGAUAGAACUUUUCAAGAAUGAUUAUGGAAUAGAUUUUGAAUCGAGUGACUUCCCCAAAAAACACGGUAUUAUUGUUCUGUGCGGCACUGGCGUAACUGCUGUGAUUUUAAGAGUGGCAAUCGAGUCCGUUAUCGGAAGCACCGUACCAAUCAGAGUAUACGAUGGAAGUUGGACUGAAUGGGCCCAAAGAGCACCAAGUGAAUUCAUUAUAACUGAUGUGUAG